AUGGUGAUUGAUCUGGAUAGUGACGAAAAGAUGCUGCCAGCGGAAAAUGCAGCCACUGGUGGAAUGGAAAUGAGCCGUUUUAAGGAAAGCCGCUUGGAAAUGGCCAAGAUAUAUACGCGCGGAAAGGGCCAAUUGCAUAUCAUCCAUCGAAACAAAAGACUAAAGCUAUAA
This is a messenger RNA of Drosophila mauritiana, 171 nucleotides long. RefSeq lists its product as uncharacterized. Bases 1 to 171 code for a protein of 56 amino acids. The record is from RefSeq and is a predicted model, not a curated record. The transcript has a single exon. NCBI's taxonomy places the organism in Eukaryota, Metazoa, Arthropoda, Insecta, Diptera, Drosophilidae.